Chondrus crispus (carragheen) is the source of this 1554-nucleotide messenger RNA. RefSeq names its product diaminopimelate decarboxylase. Gene Ontology annotation, molecular function: diaminopimelate decarboxylase activity. The record is from RefSeq and is a predicted model, not a curated record. Gene Ontology annotation, cellular component: chloroplast. The transcript has 2 exons. Lineage: Eukaryota; Rhodophyta; Florideophyceae; Gigartinales; Gigartinaceae. The coding region runs from base 1 to 1443 and encodes 480 amino acids.
AUGGCAUUUGUUCCCUGCUGGUCGGGAACAUCAGUGCUUCAUCGCACCUCUUCACCUCAACUAAGUGCUCAUUGCUCCACAUUUGUUUCUUCUCAAGUCAUCCCGAGAUGUACCCCAGGGCGUCCAGUCCGGCUGCCCUCAUGUUUUGAUCUUCCAAUUCAAAUGGUUGUGGCCAAGCCGCAAGUAAUCAACCCUACUCCAACCUUUUCGGUGGAUCCGGAAGGCUACAUGACAUGUGAAUCUGUUCGUAUUCGUGAUAUUCAGGACUCUCUUGAAACAAGCCCGGUCUACAUCUAUUCGAAAGCACAGAUUGAAAACAACUACAAAGCUUAUCAAGAGGCGCUCACUGGACUUGAUUCUAUCAUCGGCUACGCUAUCAAAGCGAAUAACAAUCUUAGAAUAGUUGAGCUUCUUCGCAGUCUGGGAUCCGGCGCAGUUCUUGUCUCUGGGAACGAACUGCGCCUUGCCGUAAAAGCUGGCAUGGACAUGACAAAGACAGUUUUCAAUGGGAAUGGCAAGACCUCGAAAGAACUUGAGUUUGCGGUCGAAUGCGGAUGUUUGAUCAAUAUUGAUUCUGAGUUUGAUCUUGAACAUAUCGCGACUGCUUCGAAGAAGGCCGGCAAGCGGGCGAAUGUCCUUAUUCGCAUCAAUCCCGAUGUGGAUCCGCAGGUUCAUCCCUAUAUCAGCACAGGUCUCGCGAGCAGCAAGUUUGGUAUCCGCAACUCUCAUCUCCAGUGGUUUUUGGAUCGGAUUCGCGACGAAGACUCACUUGUCCUCGCGGGAGUUCACUGUCAUCUUGGAAGCACUAUAAAGAAGGUUUCAAUUUUUAAGGAUGCUGCUGAAAUCAUGCUUGGUUUCAUCAGUGAGAUUCGGCGCCAAGGUUUUGACACACUCAAGUUCUUGAACAUUGGUGGUGGUCUGGGUAUCGACUACGAGCGACUCGGUGAAAACAUUCCGCGCCCAGUGGAUCUCAUCAGUACCAUCCGUCCCCAGCUUGUUGAGGCGAAGCUCACAAUUAUUGUUGAACCUGGCCGAUCCAUGGUCGGAAAUACAGCAAUUAUGGCUAGCAAAGUAAUUGGCGUCAAAACAAACGGAUCCAAAAACUUCAUCGUAACAGAUGGAAGCAUGGCGGAACUCAUACGCCCAAGCUUGUAUGACGCAUAUCAAUUUAUAUCCUUGACGGAGCCCGGCGGCGAGGUGGAUACUUUCGAUAUUGUAGGGCCGGUCUGCGAAAGUGCAGACUUCCUUGGGAAAGAGCGUGUUCUUCCGCGCCCGGAGGAAGGUGCCGGGUUGGCAGUUAUGGACUCUGGUGCCUAUUGCUAUGCGAUGGCAUCAAACUACAACAUGAAGGUGAAGCCAGUAGAGGUGCUUGUGGAUGGCAGCUCUUGGAAAAUUAUUCGCAAAGCAGAGACUUUCGAUGACAUUAUGGCAGCUUACAACUGACAAAUAGCUCAACAAGAGGUGGGUGCUGCAGUGCUGAGAAGUAUUCGGCAAUGUAGCAGCUAGCUGCGAUAGCGAUUAUAAAGUUCAUAUGGUUUGUGAGAGUGUUUCGGG